This is a messenger RNA of Anthostomella pinea, 4038 nucleotides long. The record is from the annotation of a GenBank genome assembly. NCBI's taxonomy places the organism in Eukaryota, Fungi, Ascomycota, Sordariomycetes, Xylariales, Xylariaceae.
AUGAGGCUCUUCCACCAUCUCCUCCUCGCUGGGCAGCUGCUUGCCGCCGCAGCCCAACAAUGGCCACUGCAUGACGACGGGCUUAAUGACAUUGUGCAAUGGGAUCACUACUCGCUGAUAGUGAAUGGAGAGAGGCUCUUCUUCUGGAGUGGCGAGUUUCACUACUGGCGGAUACCGGUGCCUGAGCUAUGGCGAGACAUCAUGGAGAAGAUCAAGGCUGCCGGCUUCAACGCCUUCUCCAUCUACGCCCACUGGGGCUGGCAUAGCGCGGCAGCAGGCGAGCUGGACUUUGAGACUGGGGCACACGACUUCACGCAGAUUUUCGAGAUCGCCAAGGAGCUCGGGCUCUACAUGCUUGUCAGAUCUGGACCGUACAUCAAUGCUGAAACGACGGCUGGUGGCUUUCCGGGCUGGCUUCUGACUGGAGACUACGGUACGCUUCGCAACAAUGACACUCGAUACACAGAAGCGUGGACGCCAUACUGGAAUUCUCUAUCCACUAUGGUUGCAGAGCAUUCCGCGACUAACGGUGGGAACGUCAUACUGUACCAGAUUGAGAACGAGUACGGCGAGCAAUGGACUGAUGUUGAUGACCGGACACCGAACGAGACGGCCAUCGCAUACAUGGAACUCCUGGAGGCAGCAGCAAGAAGCAAUGGUGUCAACAUUCCGACACUGGCGAACAACCCCAACCUUGGUAGCAAAAGCUGGUCGCUUGACUACGAUGUCAACCAUGUAGGCGGCGAUACGGACAUAUACGGCCUUGACAAUUACCCAAGUUGCUGGAGCUGCAACACUGACGAAUGCACGAGCACGAACGGCUUCCCACCUGACUUCACCGUAUUUGACUACUACACCAAUUUCCAGCAGACAGCGCCUACGCAGCCCUCAAUCUUGGCCGAGUUCCAAGGUGGCAGCUACAAUCCGUGGGGUGGACCGCAGGGUGGCUGUAUUAAUACGACUGGCCCAGACUGGGUCAAUGUAUUUUACCGCAACAACAUCGGGAACAAGGUCACUGGACAAAACUUGUACAUGCUCUUCGGAGGGACCAGCUGGGGAGGGCUGCCUAUGCCAACCGUGGGCACCAGUUACGAUUAUAGCGCUCCAAUCUCCGAAAGCCGCUUACUGACAAACAAGUACUCCGAGACCAAGCUCCUCAGCUACUUCGUGCGAGCAGCGAAGGACCUCACGAUGGUCGAAAAGGCUGGCAAUGGCACUACAAACUUCACUGGCAACCCCGACGUCUUUUCUCAAGCACUGCGGAACGUCGAUACGGGCAGUCACUUCUAUGUGGUGAAGCAUACCAACACGACGCUGACUUUGUACUUGACGUUCAAACUCAAUAUGACCACCUCGCUGGGUCAAUUAGAGGUUCCGCAGUAUGCACCAGAUAUUGUCUUGGAUGGGCGCCAAGCGAAGAUACUGGUUGCUGACUUCGCGGCUGGGGACGCGACACUCGUGUACUCCACCGCUGAAAUUAUGACCGUCUCUAUCCAGAACGGCAAGCCGAUCAUCGUCUUCUGGGUGCCCACUGGCGAAAGCGGCGAAGUCUACCUCAAGGAUGCGAAGCGUGGCUCCAUUACCCGCUGUGACGGUUGCGCGAACGUCGCCUUCCACCCAGCCAGCGAAGGCCUGAUCGUCAGCUUCAUGCAGAAUCGUGGUAUGAGCGUCCUCACGUUCGACAACGGCGUGAAGGCUGUCAUCAUGGAUCGCACUACAGCAUACACUUUCUGGCAGCCUACGCUAUCCACUGACCCACACGUACCGCUCAAUGAAACCCUCCUGGUCCGAGGGCCGUAUCUUGUCCGAACAGCAAGCGUAGACAAUGGCAUGAUCUGCCUAACAGGUGACUAUAACGACACUGGUGAGAUCGAGGUCUUUGCUCCUGUCGGUCAUGAGAAUUACCGUAACUGGAAUGUCAACAGCAGCAAUAUGAUCAUGUUCAACGGCAAGCCCGUUGCCGUUCGUCCUACAAAAUACGGCAGUCUUGUCGGCUCACUUUCUGCUUCGAAUGCUACUACUAUUCAGUCCAUCCAAGCUCUCGUACCAAGUCUUUCCGACUGGAAAGUUGCCGAUGGCCUUCCUGAGCGUUUCCAAAAUUACAACGACUCCGGCCCAGGCUGGGUCCUGGCGAACAAGAACAGGACGCUUAACCCCUGGCAGCCUCAGACGUUCCCAGUGUUGUACGGUGACGAGUACGGCUUCCACGCUCAGAAUUUACUCUGGCGAGGUCGCUUCAGCGGUAAUGCUACGGGUGUCUUCCUCGAUGUCAUUGGCGGAACCUCCUCAGGCUGGAGUGCUUGGCUGAAUGGUGUAUACCUUGGCUCUACACUCGGUAACGCGAGCUUGUCUGAGACGAACGCCACUCUCUCCUUCGGCAAUGCUACCAAGGCGGGUGAGAACAUGCUCUUCAUUAUCCAAGAUCACAUGGGCCACGACGAAACGACCGGCGUCCUCAACCCUCGCGGCAUCCUGAACGCCACACUCCUCUCCCCGUCCGGCGCCAACAUGACUUUCAGCUCCUGGAAGGUCGCAGGCAAAGCUGGCGGCGAAGCCAACAUCGACCCUAUUCGUGGUCCGUACAAUGAAGGCGGUCUGCAUGCUGAGCGCCUCGGCUGGCAUCUCCCAGGCUUCAAUGACAAUGCAUGGGCAAGUGGAAGCCCAGAGCAAGGCCUCACUGAGGCUGGAGCAAAGUUCUACCGCACGAACAUGCCGCUUGAUUUGCCCGAGGCCGUAGAUGUGAGCAUGGCUUUCGAGCUCAACGCCCCUGAGGGCUCGAAGCUGCGUGCUCAGCUUUACGUGAACGGGUACAUGUUCGGCAAGUUCGUCCCGUACAUCGGACAUCAGAUCGAAUUCCCAGUAUUUCCAGGCAUCCUUAAUUACCACGGCAACAACACGAUCGGCUUGAACGUAUGGGCACAGGACGCAGUAGGUGCCAGCAUGAUUAUCGGAGUCAGCGUGCUGAGUUGCAGACAGUGCAAGUCCAAGAAAGUCAAGUGCGAUGAGAAGAAGCCUUGCUCAUACUGCUUCAAGAGGCGGCUCCCGUGCAGUCUGGAUCCUCAAGCAAACGUUACAACAGCCAUAGCAUUUCCACCCAGUAGCCCGGUCACGUCUUUUUUUGACUUCACCGAUUUCGCCUUGUUCCGCCAUUUCAUCAAGUCCGUUGGCGUAGAGCAUGGUGAUGAUGCCGCUUCAGCAACAGCCUGGUGUGAGACGGUGCCGGAGCUGGCCACUCAGCACCCCUAUCUUCUUCACCAUCUCCUAGCCAUGUCCGCCAUGCACUUGAAGCUGUCACAGCCUCAGCAGACCGACACGCUCGACCGCAUCUCGGCGGAGCAUCACGCUCAGGCGCUUCCGCUGCUCAGGGAGGCCCUUGCAACCAGCGGCCCGGGGAAUUGUCAAGCCCUCUUCGCUACCGCGGCCCUCAUUAUCCCGUACAGCAUCGGGAAUGCGAAGGAUCCCCUCUCUCUGAUCUCUGACGAAGAGACGCAGAGCCCGCCCAAGUGGCUGCUGCUUAUCGACGGCUGCAGCGCGAUCACUAGACAGAACCGCACCACUCUUCUUGCGUCUCCGAUGCGUGCCAUUCUGGGCGACAUGUCCAGGAUGAACUUGGACGACAUAGAGGAUUCCGCCACCGGUCUGGAGUUGGUGUCUCUCAAAGACAAGCUGCCUGUCUGCGAGGAACUCAGACCCGAAUUUUCCAGGGUCAUCGAUACGCUGCGCUACAGCUUCACAAUGUCCGACCGCGCGAGAGACGAUGUCCAGCUGAAGAGCGCGGCGUGGAGGUGGAUCCCUACUCUGGGCGACAUCUUCAAAGAGCACCUUGGCCGGAAACAUCCCGCCGCGUUGAUCGUGAUGGGGUUCUGGUGCAUCUUGAUGUAUCGGUUCAGGAAUAAGUGGUGGCUCAAGGGCAGGGUACAGCCGAUCCUGCUUGCGAUCGAGGGGCUUUUGCCUCUUGAACAUCGGCAUCUCAUAGCGAUGCCCCUCGAGCAGUGUGGCAUACGACAGACGCCUUCUGCGAGCGAUGUGUCAGGCUAG